AUGUCGGUCGGUAGGAUCGGCGAAUAUCGUCUCGGCACGAAUGCGUCCUGGGAUGAAUACGUCGAACGGCUAGAGAUGUUCUGCGCUGCAAACAAGAUAACCACGCACGAGCAAAAACGAGCGGUUUUGCUGAGUUGUUGCGGCGAGGACACUUACGGGCUAAUCGUGACCUUGGUCAAGCCAGCAAGACCGACGGCGGCGAGCUACGACGACAUCAAGGGUGCGGUGCGGAAGCACAUGCAUCCAAGGCCUUCGGAGCUGUACGCAAGAUUCUUAUUCUACCGAAGAAACCAAGCUCACGGUGAGGCGGCAUCGAAGUAUGUUACGGCACUCCGUAAGCUGGCUGAAGACUGCGGUUUCGGUGACAAACAGCUUCCACUAGACGUCAUGAUGAGGGACCGGCUCGUAUGCGGCAUCAAGAACGAAGCGGUUCAACAGCGGCUGCUCGCAGAACGCGACCUUAUGUUCGAGGUAGCGUACGACAUGACGCUGAUGGCGGAAGCAACGGAGAAGCAGCAGCGCGAUAUACGCAAGCAAGCUCAAGACGGAACCAAAGAAAGCGAGGGUCUGGUUCAAGCGACACGCAUGAAACUGGACACCACGGCGGACGACGUCAGCUGCUUCCGCUGCAACGGUAAGCACGCUCCGCAUGUAUGCCGUUUUAAAAAGGCUGCUUGUUUCAAAUGCAAAAAUGUUAGACACGUGGCAAAAGCAUGUCAUUCAAAAGACUAG
Molecule: messenger RNA, 732 nt
Organism: Ixodes scapularis (black-legged tick)
Lineage: Eukaryota; Metazoa; Arthropoda; Arachnida; Ixodida; Ixodidae
Exons: 1
Coding region: 1-732 (243 amino acids)
Source: RefSeq, a predicted model, not a curated record